UGGCGCCAGUGUUCUUGUGUUUUUAACAACUUCCGAGUUUUCUAUAUCUUCAUUCUCGUGAAUCAUUAAAUUAAAUUAAUCAUUCAUUCAUCCAUUCAUUCACUCAUGAUGACUAGUGUCUGUCCUCUUCUUGACCUGCGCUGCACGCCUUCAACAUCCUACGCUCACACUGUAAAUCUCGCGUGGUUUCGCGAGACUUCAGCCACGCCGGAAUCCAGAAGCCUCAGUUCGCCGCUUCUUCAGUUUUUUGCCCGGUCAACGGAUCUAAAUACCGGACUGAGCACCGUUUCCACGACGCCGUUUGAACCGGGAGCUCUGUCAGCUGUUGCGCCCGACCCAGGAGUUCCGUCCGCGUAAUGAGCGGGUUUUGAAUCGGCGGCAACGGAGAAUUUGACAGCUGGCUAGGAUUCACCGGCUUCUGUGGAAUUUGUCUACGUGCAAAAAACGCUCAUGUGUCACGUGAGGCCACGACAGAGGGCUGCCGUGGUCUCCGGUGAGUGAGUGAGUGAGUGAGUGUAUGUGUGUGCUGAAAAGGCGGGUCCGUGAGUUUACAGGGACAUGUGACGUGGUCUCGGUAAUCGAGCGUGUUUUAACGGACACAACGGAAAGUGUUCAUCCAUGAUGCACCAGCAGCACGGUUCAUUAAUGCCCGCUCUGCUCAGUGACGUUUACUGCCAGUGCCGGGCGGCAGACGCCCACCCGGGGGUCGACCACGGCGGAGGAGGAGGUGGCGGCGGCGGCGUAGGACACCUGGCGCCGACCCGGGCCACCGGUGACCAGUCAUGCGAGAUCUGCGGGGGACCGGAGCAGGAGCACCGGUUCAAAGUUCUGUUCCAGGUGCUGGAUGUGAACAGAGACGGAGGCAUCUGCAUCAACGACCUGACCAUCGGGCUGAAGAAGCUGGGGGUUCACCGCACCGAGCACGACCUCAUGAAAAUAGUGAAAGCAGGAGACAAAGACCUGGACGGACAGCUGGACUUCGAGGAGUUUGUCCAUUAUCUCAGAGACCACGAGAAGAAACUGCGGCUGGUCUUCAAGAGUUUGGACAAGAAGAAUGACGGUCACAUCGACUCACAGGAGAUAAUGCAGUCUCUGCGUGACCUUGGGCUGAACAUCUCUGAGGAACAAGCUGAGAAGAUUCUUCGAAGAAUAAGGCAGGGUCAUAUCUGGGCCCCUAUUUUGUAUAUGGAUAAAGGCGGUACGAUGACGAUCGACUGGAACGAGUGGCGGGAUUAUCACCUGCUGCAUCCGGCAGAGAACAUUCCGGAGAUCAUCCUCCACUGGAAACACUCCACGAUCUUGGACGUUGGCGAGAGUUUGAUGGUGCCCGAUGAGUUCACAGCAGAAGAGAAGCAAACGGGAAUGCUUUGGCGCCACCUAGUGGCGGGAGGAGGAGCUGGAGCGGUGUCUCGAACCUGCACAGCACCCCUGGACAGGCUCAAAGUUCUCAUGCAGGUUCAUGCCUCCAAGAAGAACAGCAUGCAUAUAGCUGGAGGCUUUACCCACAUGAUCCAAGAGGGCGGUGUGAGGUCACUGUGGCGAGGGAACGGCAUCAACGUCAUUAAAAUUGCUCCUGAGUCUGCUAUCAAGUUUAUGGCCUAUGAACAGAUAAAGCGACUGAUUGGAAGUAACCAGGAAACGCUGGGCAUCGCAGAGAGGCUGGUGGCCGGAUCUCUGGCCGGAGCGAUCGCUCAGAGCAGCAUUUACCCCAUGGAGGUUCUGAAGACACGGUUAGCCCUGAGGAGGACGGGUCAGUACUCGGGCAUGUUGGACUGUGCCAAACACAUUUUCCAGAAGGAGGGCAUGACUGCGUUCUACAAGGGCUACGUCCCCAACAUGCUGGGCAUCAUCCCGUACGCUGGUAUCGACCUGGCCAUCUAUGAGACUCUGAAGAAUUGGUGGCUGCAGCGUUUUGCCACCGACAGCGCAGACCCAGGAGUGUUUGUGCUUCUGGCCUGCGGCACCACCUCCUGCACAUGUGGUCAGUUGUCCAGUUACCCGCUGGCCCUGGUCAGGACUCGCAUGCAGGCACAAGCUACUCUUGAAGGAGGUCCUCAGAUGACUAUGACGGGCCUGUUCAAACACAUCGUCCGGACAGAGGGCCCGCUGGGACUGUACCGUGGCCUGGCCCCCAACUUCAUGAAGGUGAUUCCGUCUGUGAGCAUCAGCUACGUGGUGUACGAGUACCUCAAGAUCGCACUGGGGGCCCAGUCCAAGUGAGGAGGGAGGUGGAGCGACCCAAAAACAGAGGCCAAAGCUAUUUUUUUUUUUGUAUACUGAAGAAAAAAAAGCAGCUAAAAUUCUGCACAUUUAAAAAUGAAAAAUCAUCAGAUUUCAGGGUAUAAAUGAAAAAAACUGACAUGAUGUAAAAUGAAGAGCGAGGAGGCUUUGAAGAAGAAGAAGAGCUUGUUUUCUGCUCUCGUUUACAUUGAAGUGACUGUGGCAGGAGUUGUCCUGCUCUGUGUUUUUUCUUAAAGGGCUUUGCUGAGGUGAAACAUAUCAGAGAAGUCACAUGACUGCAGGUUAAUCAAGCUGAGGUGGAUUAUUUUUUGUUUUGUUUUACCUCUGCAGGUAAGUUUGUGCAUGUGAUACUUGAUACUUGACUGAGACGCUGCACAGCUUUUGGUUUUGUCUCACCAGCUGAGUCAUGGUUUCACUUAGUAAAUUAGUGAGUUAGUAAAAAAAAGUUAUUUUUCUGAGCCCUUUGACUUGAGGCAAGGACGUUUUUAGCAUUAGAAAAAGACCUUUCUGUCAUUUAAAGUGACUUAAUGACACACUGACUGCUUAACUACACUUGAGUUGAACGAUGAAUUACAGUCUCAUUUUUAAAGACUCCAUCACUGCGACGUUUGCUUUGAAAGUGUUUUUUGGGAUGGAGGCUCUCUGUCCUAAGCUCCUCCCACCAGAUGAGCACAGACAGACGUGUGCCUCAAAUGCAUCAGACUCCGCCCACAUUAUACUGACACUUGUUUCAUUGUGCCUCUCUUUAAUGUCGCAUUCACAUUGAGCGCAGUGCUUUUUGAUGUUGCGUUAGUUACAUAAGUGACAUGUUUACAACUAACUUACCAACUAACAACCGACAGGUUGAAUUAUGAGACGCACACACAGUUUUACCUGCAUGUUGUCGCUCACUGUGGGAAAAUAUAUUACAGCAACUUUCCCCGCGUUCAUAUUUUGUUG
This is a messenger RNA of Solea solea (common sole), 3180 nucleotides long. RefSeq names its product solute carrier family 25 member 25b (gene slc25a25b). Gene Ontology annotation, molecular function: calcium ion binding; ATP transmembrane transporter activity. The transcript has 11 exons. The record is from RefSeq and is a predicted model, not a curated record. Bases 619 to 2220 code for a protein of 533 amino acids. Gene Ontology annotation, cellular component: mitochondrial inner membrane. Gene Ontology annotation, biological process: transmembrane transport. NCBI's taxonomy places the organism in Eukaryota, Metazoa, Chordata, Actinopteri, Pleuronectiformes, Soleidae.